AUGAAACUAAGAAACCAGACUCAGCCUUCAGAAUUCCUUCUCCUGGGAUUCUCAGAGGACCCAGCCCUGCAGCCUCUCACCUUUGGGCUGUUCCUGUCCAUGUACCUGGUCACUGUCAGUGGGAACCUGCUCAUCGUCCUGGCCAUCCUCUCUGACUCCCACCUCCACACACCCAUGUACUUCUUCCUCGCCAACCUGUCCAUGGUGGACAUCUGCUUCACCUCCACCACCGUCCCCAAGAUGCUGGUGAACAUCCAGACGCAGAGCAGAGCCAUCAGCUACGCGGGCUGCAUCACACAGAUGUUCUUCUUCAUCAUCUUUGCAGGGCAAGAAAACUUUCUCCUCACCGUGAUGGCCUAUGACCGGUUUGUGGCCAUCUGUCACCCUCUGCACUACACGGUCAUCAUGCAUGCCCGGCUCUGUGUGCAGCUGGUUCUGGUGUGCUGGACCACCAAUGUCCUGCAUGGUUUCUUACACAGCUUUCUGGUGCUCAGGCUGAGCUUCUGUGCAGAUCUGGAAAUCCACCACUUUUUCUGUGAGUUGAAUCAGGUGGUCCAUCUUGCCUGUUCUGACACCUUUCUCAAUGACCUCAUGAUGUAUCUUGCAGCUGUGCUGCUGAUGGCAGGUCCUUUGUCUGGGAUCCUGUACUCCUACUCCAAGAUCGUCUCCUCCAUCCGGGCCAUCUCCUCAGCUCAGGGCAAGCAUAAAGCCUUUUCCACCUGUGCUUCUCACCUCUCGGUCGUCUCCCUAUUUUAUGGCACAAGCAUAGGUGUGUACCUCAGUGCCAGUGCGGCCCCAAAAUUAGCCUCAACUGCCAUGGCCUCGGUGAUGUACACAGUGGUCACCCCCAUGCUGAACCCCUUCAUCUACAGCCUGAGGAAUAAGGACAUGAAGAGGGCUCUGAAAAGACUACUGGAGGGGAGAAUGAUGGGGUGGUGGGGAGGCAGGGGAAAGCUCAAUGCCUUCUAA
Molecule: messenger RNA, 969 nt
Organism: Ochotona curzoniae (black-lipped pika)
Lineage: Eukaryota; Metazoa; Chordata; Mammalia; Lagomorpha; Ochotonidae
Product: putative olfactory receptor 7A2
Exons: 2
Coding region: 1-969 (322 amino acids)
Biological process (GO): G protein-coupled receptor signaling pathway
Cellular component (GO): membrane
Molecular function (GO): G protein-coupled receptor activity; olfactory receptor activity
Source: RefSeq, a predicted model, not a curated record